Molecule: messenger RNA, 996 nt
Organism: Botrytis cinerea B05.10
Lineage: Eukaryota; Fungi; Ascomycota; Leotiomycetes; Helotiales; Sclerotiniaceae
Exons: 2
Coding region: 214-831 (205 amino acids)
Source: RefSeq, a predicted model, not a curated record
GCAUGCAUAUGUGACCUUCAUGCUUUACUUAAUUCUUAGGUACAUGUCAGAUUUCUCUCUUUUAAUCUUAGUCUAUAUAACCCCCAUCUUUCUACAAAAUGGCUCGUUCUAGUUAAAUAUGUGAGCACCGCUCCCAGUUUGACACUUUGCAUAUCCUCAGUUCUUGGCGUGUCUGUAAAAAUACCUCAAUUCGCCUCGUCUUGAUCCUACGAUAUGUCAUCUUCAUCUUGUACGGGAGCCGCCAGAUUUCCACCUCUCACACCAUCAAGUGAUAAUCUUGACGCGGCUCAAAUUGUUCAAUACAAUUAUCUAGCAAAUAUAACAAAGGCUGUAUAUAAAAAUAGUAUUGUCACGGAAGAGGCAGAUGGAUCACUUCAAGGACCCUUCAACAUGUUGCUUUACACGCCCACGGUUGCACAGCCUUGGGUGAAUCUGCAACUAGCUGUCGCUGGCCUGCUAGUCCCAAGCGAGGCUGAAUGUGCCGUUCUCGGCGUUUUAUCAACCACCAAAUCCAAAUAUGGAAUUUAUGCGCACAAGAUCUUGGCUGAGAAAGCAGGUCUAACAGCUUCGCAAGUUGCAGCCAUGCUAGCGGGAGAUUGUCCGGCAAGCGUGACACCUCGUCAAGAAGCUGUCUAUGGCGUCGCUGUAAAACUAGCUCAGACUAGAGGUCCGUUGGAUAUGCCAUUAUUCAAAGCUGCCGAGGCGGUAUUGGGACAGGCGGGGAUUCUUGGGGCCAUUCAACAGUCUGCUGCGUUUAUGUAUGCUUCGAUGAUGUUGAAUGCUGGGGAUGUGUGUUUACCAUCGGGUGUGGAGGUUGAUGAAAAGAUGUGAUGGGUGGUUGAGCUGCUUUGCUUCUAUGAGAUUUGGCUGUUGUAGAGUACACGGGGCAAUUAUAUUGGUUAUUUAUAUGUAAAUCUAUAUAUAAGGACCAAUAAAGUUCCUAAGAAAUAUCAUAUGGUAGAAUAAACAACAUUCUUAAAGGCCUCAGAUAUCUCA